Molecule: messenger RNA, 1616 nt
Organism: Gadus morhua (Atlantic cod)
Lineage: Eukaryota; Metazoa; Chordata; Actinopteri; Gadiformes; Gadidae
Gene: tmem147
Product: transmembrane protein 147
Exons: 8
Coding region: 148-825 (225 amino acids)
Source: RefSeq, a predicted model, not a curated record
ACAUUCUGCUCAGGCGGAACGACUGCGCAGCACUACGAGUUGACGUCUGUGACCUGCGACCUUGUCGGAACUAUUUCGUAGUAGAACGGAAUCAGUUUCCGGUCUAUUCGGCGAGCUCAGGGUGCUGUAAUCCCGUCCACAGACGCCAUGACUCUCUUUCAUUUCGGGAACUGCUUCGCCUUGGCCUAUUUCCCCUACUUCAUCACCUACAAGUGCAGUGGGCUUUCAGAAUACAAUGCCUUCUGGAGAUGUGUCCAGGCUGGGGCCACCUACCUUUUUGUCCAGCUAUGUAAAAUGCUGUUCCUGGCCACCUUCUUCCCGACAUGGGAGGGGGGAGCUGGAGUGUAUGAUUUUGUAGGGGAAUUUAUGAAGGCCACCGUUGACCUGGCAGAUCUGCUGGGCCUUCAUCUGGUGAUGUCCCGCAAUGCCGGCAAAGGAGAGUACAAGAUCAUGGUGGCAGCCAUGGGAUGGGCAACGGCGGAACUCGUCAUGUCCCGGUGUCUUCCUCUGUGGGUAGGUGCCCGGGGGAUAGAGUUCGACUGGAAAUACAUCCAGAUGAGUUUCGACUCCAACAUCAGUUUGGUCCAUUACAUCGCCAUGGCAUCGGUGGUAUGGAUGUUUACACGCUACGACCUUCCCAAAAGCUUCCGGCUGCCAGUGACGGUCCUUUUGGGUCUCUGUGUCUACAAGGCCUUCUUAAUGGAGCUGUUCGUCCACAUGUUCCUGCUGGGCAGCUGGACGGCUCUGCUGGUGAAGGCCCUUCUGACCGGGGUGGUCUCUCUCUGCUCCCUCUUCCUCUUCGUCACUCUGGUCCACAGCAACUAGUCACCAGACGAGUGGCUGGUUUCCCUCUUGGUGCAUAGGCAGGCUUAUUUGACCGCUGCAACUUUCAUGUCAUACAAUUUUUCUGUAACUGGACAAUUUUUUGGAAACAAAAAAUGGUGUAUAAAUGCCACAACCCAUACUGCUGCCCUGUCCUGUCAGGUCCUAUGUGAGCUACACAUGGUGUGUACAUUUUCAAAUUCCACAUUGGGCCUGGGGUUAGGACAUUCCUUAUGAAGAGCUGUGUAAAAGACAAAUGAGUUUGAGGUAGGAACCUGCCUGUGUAAGUGUGCCAGACAAACAGUUUAUACAUUUUUCUUUUUCUAACCAAAUUUGUAAUGAUUAGAUUGGGUGUAUGUAUGUUUUUCUAUCGAAAGUAGUUUCCUGAUUGCUUUAGAACUGAGGCAGGUUGAGCAUUAAUUAAGUGUUAUGACUAACUUAUUUUGUAUUUUGUUUUUUAAUGAGCCAGCAUGUGUGGAAUUAUUUCUAGAUUCAGUGGAAUUUCGCAGAAGAAUAACUGUGAUUACCUUUGUUUUCAACCAGAGGCCCUUGUAUACUAAAUUAAUCAAAUGUAGCCAAUUAUCUUUAUUAUAAAUCAUAAAUGCCCUGUCAUCAAAACAUUUCCCUGGAUAGUAGAAAUGGAAUUAUACAGUAUCCCACGUGUUUUUGUUUGCGCUGUAAACAGGGAUUUGUGAAACAUUGAGACCACAAGCGAUUCAAAAGUUCCCUUCUCAUUGUUGGUCAGUAAGAUGAUGCUGGAUAUUGUUAUAAAAAAUAAAUUACAAUAAAUAUAA